AUGGGAAACCUCUGUGAGUGUUGUGGGAUUCGAGACAAGGGGCCGACGGGCUUGCCACAGUAUGGUAGUGGUGGCAAUGCCGGGCAUGGGUAUGCCUUGGCCAUAAAUGACAGGGCCACGAUGGAGGAUGCAGUCGCCAUCCAAGAGAAUGUAGCCGGAUACACGUGCCUUGCCGUCUUAGACGGGCACGGAGGGGACAAGGCAGCCACACUGGCUCAGUCGCAGUUAGCAAGGCAGCUGAACCAGCAUCUUCAGCAGACAUCCAACAAGGAGCAGGCCGCGAUUGAUGCCUUCCAUGCAGUGGAAGAGCUCAUGCACGAGGAAUUGGCCGGCGAGGCCAGUAUGUUGCCUUCCGGAACAUCAUCCGGAACUGUCGCAUGUGUGGCACUUUUCCAGGAGAAGGAGGUUAUCUUGGUGAAUUUGGGAGACUGCCGCGCGGUGGUUUGUGAGUCCUCGAAGUUGGCCACCAAGACCAAGGACCACUCCCCGGAGAAGAACGAGCUGGAGAAGCAGAGGCUUCACCACAGUGGAGUGAGUGUUGAGUGUGGAUACGUUGAUGGCAAAGUUCAGGUCUCCCGGGCCUUCGGGGACAUCACGGCCGAGACCGGACACAAGAUUUUGGGCCUCACGUGCACACCGGAGGUCACGAUCGUCGAGGUAAAGGAGACCACCGAGUUCCUUAUCCUGGCCACAGAUGGGAUUUGGGAUGGCAUUCAGGACCAAACGGCAAUUACAACGGCCCGGAAGGUGCUUCGUGAGACGCGGUCUCCAGAAGCGGCAGCGAAGGCGGUGCUGGAAGCUGCCGGCAAG
Symbiodinium sp. CCMP2456 is the source of this 810-nucleotide messenger RNA. The record is from the annotation of a GenBank genome assembly. NCBI's taxonomy places the organism in Eukaryota, Dinophyceae, Suessiales, Symbiodiniaceae.